Mytilinidion resinicola is the source of this 2013-nucleotide messenger RNA. Its product is annotated as catalase-domain-containing protein. Gene Ontology annotation, cellular component: peroxisome; cytoplasm; mitochondrion. The record is from RefSeq and is a predicted model, not a curated record. The transcript has 2 exons. Lineage: Eukaryota; Fungi; Ascomycota; Dothideomycetes; Mytilinidiales; Mytilinidiaceae. Gene Ontology annotation, biological process: response to hydrogen peroxide; hydrogen peroxide catabolic process. Gene Ontology annotation, molecular function: catalase activity; heme binding. The coding region runs from base 65 to 1753 and encodes 562 amino acids.
ACCGCAAUUGCCUCACAUCAAUUGUCUUAUACACACCAAAAACCCUUCUUAACUGUUCAUAACCAUGUCUCGACACGUCGCAUCCGGCAAGAACGGGGACAUGUCCCGCAACUAUAUCGAAGACCGCGCUGCCAAGAGCCAGGACACUCUAUACACCACGAGCAACGGCGCCCCAUACCCUCACCCAUACGAGACCCAGCGUGCUGGCACGAACGGGCCUCUCCUUCUCCAAGACUUCCACCUGGUCGACCUUCUCUCCCACUUCGAUCGCGAGAGGAUUCCAGAGCGUGUCGUUCACGCAAAGGGCAGCGGUGCUCAUGGCUUCUACAAGACCACAAACCCUCUGGAUGACCUGUCUUGUGCAGACAUCUUCAAAGCUGGCAAGGAGUGCCCCAUCACCGUCCGCUUCUCUACCGUGGGAGGCGAGUCUGGUUCUCAUGAUUGUGCUCGCGACCCUCGAGGGUUCUCUGUCAAGUUCCGGACUGACGAAGGCAACUGGGACGUGGUGGCAAACAACACUCCUGUCUUCUUCCUAAGAGACCCUGCCAAGUUCCCACACUUCAUCCACACCCAGAAGCGUGACCCUGCCACCCACCUUACCCACGCAGACGACUCGACCGCCUUCUGGGACUACCUAUCUCAGAACCCCGAGUCAAUCCAUCAAGUCAUGAUUCUCAUGGGCGACCGUGGCAUCCCCGAUGGGUACCGCUUCAUGCACGGAUACUAUGGACACACAAUGAAGUUGGUGAACAAGUCCGGCGAGUGGGUGUACUGCCAGAUGCACUUUAAGUCGAAGCAAGGGACCAAGUUCAUCACUCAGGCGGACGCCACUACAAAAUCGCCGGAUCAUAGUCAAAAGGACCUGUUCUUUGCCAUCGAGCGGGGCGAAUUCCCUUCUUGGGAUGUCGAGGUGCAAACCAUGACGCCGAAGGAGGCCGAGGAGCUCUGGGAGAAGCAGAGGAUCAACGUUUUCGAUCUGACCCAUGUCUGGCCGCAGAAGCAGUUCCCUCGUCGCAAGGUCGGAGAGUUCACGCUUAACGAGAACGCGAAGAACUACUUUGCCGAGAUCGAGCAGGUUACGUUCAACCCGUCGCACUUGGUGCCGGGUAUUGAGCCAUCGGCGGAUCCGGUGCUGCAGUCGCGGUUGUUCAGCUACCCAGACACUCACCGCCACCGUGUUGGUCCCAACUACCAGCAGCUGCCCGUCAACGCCCCUCGCGUACCCUAUCGUAUGGCCAACUUCCAGCGCGACGGCGCCAUGUCCUUCUACAACCAGGGUUCUCGACCAAACUACUUAUCUUCGAUCGAGCCCAUCUCUUUCCGCAACCGGACAGUCGAUCUUAACAAGACUCACGGCAACUUCACCGGCGACGCUGUCACUUUCCUCUCCGAAAUCCGACCCGAGGACUUCAACGGCCCGCGGGCGUUGUGGGAGAAGGUCUUCGAUGACGGCGCGAAGGAGCGCUUCGUCGGCAACGUGUCGGGCCAUAUGGCGAACUGCUCGGAUAAAGAGAUCAUCAAGCGCCAGAUCGGUAUCUUCCGCGAGGUGUCAGACGACCUCGCGACUCGCUUGGAGAAGGCGACGGGUGUCAAGGGAUAUCCGGGCAUUGGGGACCUGAAGUUCAAUGGCACGCACAAUGGUAUGGCCAGUGAUAGCAGCUUGUGGGCUGCGAAUGGUGUCGAGGAUGUUGCGUUCAACGACAACCCCAACGGCGCGCCUGUCAGCGGGACCCAUAGGGGCAUCACUGCCUAAGUAUGCCAGCGGCUUUGAGAUGGAGAAAAUAGAGAAUGAAACGCAUUGACUGUUAUACUCUACAUAUAGAUGCAAGGAAAUGGGAAUACCAGAAUGAUUGAACUUGGGUUCAAAGAAUGUAACAAGAAACAGUUGCAGAACUAAGAUAUAUCCAUGUGAACGCUGGUGCAGUUCGAGUGGUAGCUAGCCCUACUGGUUCUACUGCUGGCGGACCGACUGUGGACAGUGCUAAGCCACCAUCUGGAGUUCUUUGGUGCAUG